AUGCCGGUAUCACCACCAACCAACACCAUCGUCGACACUCCCAGCUUAGAGCCAUCCCAUACGAUCGCAGGCAAUGAUAGUACUACCCCCAAGCAUCCAUCGUUAGUGCAAUCUCGACCGUCACAAUUUGGUCAUCCACAGGUUCCAGACAACAGAAAAAGACCAUAUCGAAGCAGCCCUGUAUUUUAUCAUGAGGAUGAAGAAGCAAAGGAUUCAAAUUCACCGGCUGCAUCCGAAUGUGCUUCUGAACAGAUGGUGCUUUCAGCAUCUCCUGACAAUUUCGAACAUACCCCCCAGUCUGGUAAUCGAGGCCAUCGAGCUAUCACGCUAAAGUAUCGGGCCAGUUUCACAGCAAUUAAUGGUGAUAAACACCACCCCACGGAUCCAGAUAUAAGCGAAUUGAUUCCGCUUGUUCAGAUGGAGUCCAACGAGCAAGAAAGUUCAUCUGAUUGGCAAGGAAGCCGGCGAGCGUCUAAAGGAAUUCCCGUCGAGUGCAGAACAGAUGACCAACACAUGUUACAGGAGGGGUCACUGAUGCUCGCUAUCGCCAGGGAACCCUAG
Messenger RNA from Penicillium nucicola, 561 nucleotides. RefSeq lists its product as uncharacterized. The transcript has 2 exons. NCBI's taxonomy places the organism in Eukaryota, Fungi, Ascomycota, Eurotiomycetes, Eurotiales, Aspergillaceae. The record is from RefSeq and is a predicted model, not a curated record. The coding region runs from base 1 to 561 and encodes 186 amino acids.